Molecule: messenger RNA, 919 nt
Organism: Ilex paraguariensis (yerba mate)
Lineage: Eukaryota; Viridiplantae; Streptophyta; Magnoliopsida; Aquifoliales; Aquifoliaceae
Source: the annotation of a GenBank genome assembly
GAUAUGCGGUUCCCCUGGCAGUCCACCCAUUACAGCACCCAGAAUAAAGCUUAGGGAUGGACGACAUUUGGCCUAUAAGGAGCAUGGUGUCCCCAAAGAAACGGCCAAAUACAAGAUUAUUUCUGUCCAUGGCUUUGCCUCUACCAGACAUACUCUGGCAGUUGUAGCAUCGCGGAUGGCUGAAGAACUAGGGGUGUACUUCGUGUCUUUUGAUAAACCAGGUUAUGGAGAGAGUGACCCACAUCCAAAACGAACCUUAAAAAGUAUAGCUUUGGAUGAAGAAGAGCUAGCUGAUCAGCUACAACUUGGAUCUAAAUUUUAUGUAAUUGGGGUUUCUAUGGGAGGACAGGUGGUCUGGGAUGCCUUAAGUACAUACCUCACAGAAUUCUUUAUUGUUUCUUUCUACUAUCAAGCUAAAAAGCCUACUACCAGCAAUUUCCACAGGACCAGUGGGCUUUACGGGGUCGCUCACUUCAUCCCUUGGCUCACCUACUGGUGGAACACUCAGAAAUGGUUUCCUCCCUCUAGCGUUAUUGCUCAAAAGGCUAAGUUUUCUCGCCAAGAUUUGCAACUUAUAUCCAAGUUUAGAGAAUCACAAAAUUCCAGGGAAAACGUCACGCAACAAGGAGAAUUUGAGUCCUUCCAUCGCGAGAUGAUGAUUGUAUUCGGGAAUUGGGAAUUCGAUCAUAUGAAUCUGAAGAAUCCUUUCCUCGAUGGUGAAGGCUCUGUCCAUUUAUGGAACGGCGAUGAAGAUGGCUUUGUGCCUGUUACACUGCAGCGCUACAUUGCUGAAAGGCUUCCUUGGAUACACUACCAUGAAGUACCAGGUGCUGGACAUCUAUUUCCAUUUGCUGAUGGUAUGAGCGACGCUAUCUUGAAGGCCCUUCUAUUAGGGGAGAAGAGCCUAUGGCAGAGAUAA